Messenger RNA from Helianthus annuus (common sunflower), 900 nucleotides. Its product is annotated as cell differentiation protein rcd1. Lineage: Eukaryota; Viridiplantae; Streptophyta; Magnoliopsida; Asterales; Asteraceae. The record is from RefSeq and is a predicted model, not a curated record. Gene Ontology annotation, biological process: mRNA catabolic process; negative regulation of translation. Bases 1 to 900 code for a protein of 299 amino acids. The transcript is spliced from 9 exons. Gene Ontology annotation, cellular component: CCR4-NOT core complex; CCR4-NOT complex; P-body.
AUGGAGAACUUGCCGGAAACCCUUUACGUAGAUCCAACUGAUGGAUCUUCUUCUAGUGUCACCACAGACGAAUUCAGCGAGCGUGCGAGAAUAGAGCACUUCAUAAACUUGCUUUAUCAGCCUUUGCACAGAGAAGAAGCUCUUGUGUUACUAAACAAGGAACGAAGAUGUAACGAUAUGCCGGUGAUGCUAUGGAAUGCCAAGAAUGUAUCAUUCAUUCUACUACAGGAAAUAUCUAUGGCAUACAAGCUACUGUCUCCUGCUGCACUCAGCAUGAAAGAAGCCACCAGGGUUUGCAAUGCGUUGGCGUUAAUGCAGUCUAUGGCUUCUCAUCCUGACACAAGGAUGAACAUUGUCAAAGCCAAACUGCCUGUUUACAUUUACCCAUUUCUGAAUACUACUGAAAAAGCAGCCAAGCAUUUCGACUACUUACGCUUGACUAGCUUAGGUGUUAUAGGUGCACUGGUGAAGGUGGAAGAUGCCAACACCCCAGAAAUCAUUCAUUUUCUUCUAGACACAGAAGUGCUACCGUUAUGCCUUCGUUGCAUCGAAGUGGGCAGUGAUCUUGCAAAAACAGUUGCUGCAUUUAUUGUUAGUAAGAUUCUACUGUAUGACGAGGGGCAACGAUAUUGCGGCACAUUCCCCGAACGUUUUUUUUCCAUAACAAAAGUUUUGGAAAAAACUGUAGACGAGUUUCAUGGAAAACCACCAUCGCAAUUGCUGAAACAUAUCUUAAAAUGCUUCCUGCGCCUCUCUGAAGUAUCUAGGGCUUGUGAUGCUUUGGUCAAAUGCUACCCUGCCAGAUUGAGAGAUCCUGCGUAUCUUAACUUUGCCUGUGAAGACAUGGCGGUCCGAAGAAUGGCUGAUCAAGUGCUUCAGAAUCUGGCCCGAUCAAUAUAG